Volvox carteri f. nagariensis is the source of this 426-nucleotide messenger RNA. RefSeq lists its product as uncharacterized. The record is from RefSeq and is a predicted model, not a curated record. The transcript has a single exon. The coding region runs from base 1 to 426 and encodes 141 amino acids. Lineage: Eukaryota; Viridiplantae; Chlorophyta; Chlorophyceae; Chlamydomonadales; Volvocaceae.
AUGGGCAAAAAGAAGGGAAAGAGCGGCUCCAAGGCACCCGCUGCUGCGGAGAGCAAUAGCCCAACUGCCCAGGCACAGGAUGCCGAAAGCCCGCCAGCCGUCGCUGCUGAAGCGUCAGACGCACCAUCCCCUGAACCCUCUAUGCUGGACGCAGCACCAAGCCUUGACUCCCGCCUGGAGGCUGUAAAAGAUUCGCCACAAAAAGUCAGCAGCCACUCUUUGGAAGUGGAUGACCUCCGGCGGGAGCUUGACGUUUGCAGGAAGCAGAUCGCUAAGCUACAGGCCCAGAACGCUGCUCUCGCCGAGGAGAAUCAGCGGCUGAAAUCAAGCCAAAGCUCGUCUGUUAUUGCCCAGGUUCCAGUUGUGUCUGCCGGGCCGGACUUUGAGGCGCUGACACAGCGAAUUGCGGCCGUAAGUACUGGUUGA